Messenger RNA from Suncus etruscus (white-toothed pygmy shrew), 1235 nucleotides. It is a transcript of the gene C6H1orf216, whose product is annotated as chromosome 6 C1orf216 homolog. The record is from RefSeq and is a predicted model, not a curated record. Lineage: Eukaryota; Metazoa; Chordata; Mammalia; Eulipotyphla; Soricidae. Bases 161 to 850 code for a protein of 229 amino acids. The transcript has 2 exons.
UCCGGGCCUGGGACUGGGCGCGCCGCACGCCCAAGAGCCUCGCACCCACCCGCGUUCGCGUGGCCCCCGUGGCUCGGACCCCGGCCCGCAGAGACACCUUCUGGCCGUGGGACCCGCAGAAAUCGUGCUUAGCCGCCGGCCCGGCGCCUCCAGGCCGCAGAUGUUUGCCAUCAAGCCAGGGCUAGCAGAGGGGGGCCAGGUGUUGGGAGGCCCACCCCCUGGAAUAAGUCAGUCUGAGCAGCAGCCAGACGGCAACUCGAACUUCAUGGCAAGUGCCAAGGAUGCCAAUGAGAAUUGGCACAGGAUGCCAAGUCCCAGGGAACCCCACCUGAUGAAGAGCUUAGAGAAGCUGCCUGCUGACAACCAGGCCUUCCAAGCCCCUGAACUCCCUGAGGGGGUGGUCCGAAGCCCACCUGAGGGAGCAGAGAUCCCCAGAGCUGAGAAUGAGAAGAUGGGUGAUGCUGGCACAGUCUGCUCCCCUCUGGAAGACAAUGGCUAUGCCAGCAGCUCCUUAAGCAUCAACAGCCUUAGUAGCAGCCCUGAACCUGCAUGUGGAACCCCUCAAGACCCAUGCUCCACAGAUCCCCUUCUGCCCUCAGUGGCCCAGGCUAUGCAGCAGCUGCAGGCUCAAGAGCGCUACAAAGAGCAGGAGAAAGAGAAGCACCAUGUGCACUUGGUAAUGUACCGUCGCCUGGCUCUACUGCAGUGGAUCCGGGGCCUGCAACACCAGCUGGUUGACCAGCAGACCCGUCUGCAGGAGAGCUUUGACACUAUCCUGGACAAUCGAAAGGAGCUUAUUCGCUGUCUCCAACAGAGAGCCGCACCAUCCAGGCCUCAGGAUCAGAGCUAAGCUUGUGUCUCCACACAUAGGCACAGGUACCUGUGUAUUUAGUUAUAGGCAUGUAUGUAUGUUCUGCUUAUGUAAAUUUAGUAUUAUUUGCGAGUGGUAUGACUAGGGAUGUGUUAACAUGAAGACAGGCAUGAAUGAGUGGACACUUCUCUAUGAGCAUGUGUGUUGUUGUGUACAACAGCAUAUACAGGCUAACAUGAACAUACCUCUCUGAGUGUAUAAGAGGGGCCUUGUGUAAAUGUAUUGCUUGUAAGAGUGAGUACAUUUAAGACUGAACAGGGGUUAAGGUACUUGUCUUGCAUAUGGCAACCCUACUUUUAUUCCUGGUGCUGCAUGAUCUCCCAAGCUUUAUUGGAAAUAGUUUAACCUUCCCCACUAAAUAAAC